ACCGGUUGGCUGUGUGGCGGCGAGCUGCGUGCCGACGCAGAGAGGCCUGACAGCGCCGGGCUCGGGUCGGCCGUGGCGGCCGGGCUUUGUUUUUAGGCCAGGUCUCUGGGACCGGCCGGGGAAGAUGGUGCUGGGGGGCUGCCCUGUGAGUUACCUAUUGUUGUGCGGCCAGGCGGCCUUGCUGCUGGGGAACCUGCUGCUGCUGCACUGUGUCUCUCGGGGCCACUCGUUUAAUGCCACGGCCGAACUGGACCUCACACCCUCAGGCGCCGCUCACCCCGAGGGUCCCGCACCCCCGAGCUGGGAAUACAGCGAUCCCCAGUCUCCGGUCAUCCUUUGCUCUUACCUACCCGACGAGUUUGUAGAUUGUGAUGCCCCAGUGGAUCACGUUGGAAAUGCAACUGCGUCCCAGGAGCUUGGUUAUGGUUGUCUCAAGUUUGGGGGUCAGGCCUACAGUGAUGUGGAACACACUUCAGUCCAGUGCAGAGCCCUGGAUGGAAUUGAGUGUGCCAGCCCCCGGACCUUUCUACGAGAGAAUAAGCCUUGUAUAAAGUACACUGGACAUUACUUCAUAACCACGUUGCUCUACUCCUUCUUCCUGGGGUGUUUCGGCGUCGAUCGUUUCUGUCUGGGACACACUGGCACAGCCGUCGGGAAGCUGCUGACGUUGGGGGGACUUGGGAUCUGGUGGUUUGUGGACCUCAUUCUGCUCAUCACCGGAGGGCUGAUGCCCAGUGACGGCAGCAACUGGUGCACUGUCUACUAGAGACCACUGCUGUUCCCGGCCAGCGAGGAAAACACGUGCUCAGCUGCCUGGCUAGUUACUCCAAAUUCUCCUCCGAACAUCACUGUCCUCUUUGAUGACGUUCGGGCUGAAUUUUCAACCCAAAUCUUACCUUUGCAGACCGGAAAUGACAAGCAGUGUUGUGGGGAAGCCAGCCGUCCCUUUCUUCACGUACAGAAUAUCACAGAUGGUGACUUCUACCUAGAUCAUUCUCACUGCUCCGUGUCUGUGUGGCUGGAUCCUGAGCCGCUUGGAACAGGGGGACUCAACAGGAUAAACCAAAUGCAUGUUUAUCCGUGCACAGCCUUUGGCGACCCUGAAUUUCCAAGCACAGGUCAGAAACUGUGCACCAAUGAGGAAUCUCCAGGUGACAUAGAAAUGACCGUGGAUUUUAAGACACACCAAAAUUCUGACUCUGUGACUUGAAAGUACAGAAUAAAGUUUUAAAACCUAG
Onychomys torridus (southern grasshopper mouse) is the source of this 1238-nucleotide messenger RNA. RefSeq names its product TM2 domain containing 2 (gene Tm2d2). The coding region runs from base 125 to 766 and encodes 213 amino acids. The record is from RefSeq and is a predicted model, not a curated record. Lineage: Eukaryota; Metazoa; Chordata; Mammalia; Rodentia; Cricetidae. The transcript has 4 exons.